AUGAGAAAUGGUGGAUCUGAUGCAAGCAUGAGUUCAUUCUCCAUCACACGGAAAAAAACGCCGUUCCAGAAGCAUAGAGAAGAGGAGGAGGCAAAGAAGAAGAGAGCAGAGGAUGAGACUGCUCGCUUGUAUGCUGAGUUUGUAGAGUCAUUUCAAGGAGAUACUGCUCCAGGGUCAAAGACUUUUGUUCGAGGAGGAACAAUUAAUCCCAAUGAUAGAUUUAAAGAUGAUUCUGAGGGUGAAAAGUCCAAAGAUGGGGUAUCUGUUCCAAAGAAGGGAAGUAGUGAGAUGCUUGAAGAGUACUCUGUGUUACUGGUUGAGACUGUGCCCUUUAGUUUGGUUGAUUCCGUUGGUGCCUUAGGUGCACCUUUCUGGUUUAGGCGAGGUCUCCUGUUUGGCUCUUUUCUCAUGGCCUCCUCUGGAAUCCCUUUAGAUUCUGCCUCAGCUAUGAAUAUUCACAAACAUCCUUCUGACGAACUUGUUUCCAAUUACAAUGCUAUCACUCAUUGUCCAGCUAUGGUUGCAAGAUCAAGGCUGUGUUGA
This is a messenger RNA of Sphenostylis stenocarpa, 543 nucleotides long. NCBI's taxonomy places the organism in Eukaryota, Viridiplantae, Streptophyta, Magnoliopsida, Fabales, Fabaceae. The record is from the annotation of a GenBank genome assembly.